CGGCUCACGAGCGAAGUAAGAGGAGAGUAAAAAGGAGCAAUGGGAACACAAUGCUCGAAUCGAGGCAAUGAUGAGAUCGAUGCGACCCAUCGCAGUGCGUGCCGCGCCGAUCCAGCACGGAUUGGCUCAGAGCCUCUGGCACCGCCUCCUGCCGGGAUCCCGGGCAAUCUGAAUGUCUGCUACACGUGUCACCAACCAGGGCACAUAGACCAGGAUUGCCCUCACUGGCUCUCCCAACAACGAGUCCGAGCCGCACCAGUAUCUGCAGCACCAACAGCUAACGGGCCGGGACGGGAAGGAGCAUUGAUGGAAGAAGUAGAGGGAAGCGGAACCACGUUAGCAUCAAUGGAGGAGGCUGCAGACUCUGAGCUUAUUCCCUUGGAUCAGUAUGUAACACUGGGAUACCCGGGGCUUGGAAUGAUUGGUACGAUUAGACCCACGCCUGAACAACGAGAGAUGGCGGAGUGGCGACCUUCUCCAGGAGAGAAGGAGUCGGGAGGACCCACCUUCGUCACGGGGGAAAUCGAUGUUCUAAACAUCCGAGCCAUGAACGUCACGUUUCAGAACUUCGUCAACAAGACACGGUUAACGCAGGGAAUGAUUAACUUCUGCAUCAUAGUGUACAUGGACGACAUCCUGGUCUAUUCAGAGACCUAUCACGACCAUGUGCAGCAUAUCGAGUGGACAUUGGGUGCUCUUAGAGACGCCGGAUUCAAGAUUGCGCUCGAAAAGAGCGAAUUUUUCCUUUCGGAAAUUUCGUUCUUGGGCUACGUCGUGACACGUGGAGGACUGCAGCCUGACUCGAGAAAGGUCGCGGCGGUGAAGGAAGCUUCUGUUCCCACGUCACUGACGCAGGCUCGAGCCUUCUUGGGGUUAGCCUCGUACUAUUGUCGUUUCAUCAAGGGCUUCGCCGCGAAUGCACGACCCUUAACAAACUUGUUACGGAAGGACUUGCCCCUCAUGCGACUCACGUGGACCAGGGACGAAGAGCAUCGCGCUUGGUUAGAGUACUUGGAGUUGUUGAUCAUCCAGGCUUGGAGGACGGACGUGGAGGGCGAUCUUCUCGGAUUCCUGUUCGGAUCGGUGCGGCCCGGCCAUCGCCAGCUAAUCGUGCAGGUCCUGAAGUUCACAGUUCCUCUCGCGCAGUUGGUUGACGAUCUCCCCCUUGAGAUCAUCUCGCAGAGCGACGAGAACCCGGUCCCGCGUGUCCUCACACGAACGCUGACGCCGUACCUUCAGUGGCCAGCGUGCCUGGAGGAGCCGGGAAGUGGUCGCAACCCGCCAUCGCAGCGGGGAUAUCUAGACCCAUGGGAGAUAAUCGACCUCACUUUCUUCGAGGAUCGAACGGCCUCUGAAGACGAGGAGUUAACAAUCGAAGAAAAAAAAGAAGAAGCUGCUGAGGAGGACGACGAGGAAGAAACAUCGGAAGAGGGAAGUUAUAGUGAACACAGCGAAGGAGAACAGAGUGAGGAGGAAGAAGAGGAAGAGCUAGAGCUAGAAGAAUCUGAGUGGGAGAUCUCGGCGGAGGAGGCAAGACAAACGGACGCUCAGGCAGAGGACCCCGAGGCGGCGCGCAAGAGAGAGGAGAUCGCGGCCGGAAAGCGACAACUGGAAUUCGCCAGCGGAGCAAAUCUGCAGAUCGCCGAUGAUCCGGCCCGAGAUCCGGAGCCGCCCAAGCCAGAAGAUGGGGACCCAGCGGCCGAGACUUCGAGCGCAUCGACAAGGCGGCGACGAAGUCGGUCCCCCUCCCCCUCCACCUCCGACCGUCCACCAGUUCGAGCCCGUACUGAUGCGGGCCAUCGGGCUUCGUCUCCGGUCGUUAUCCCGCCGUCCCCUUGACCAUCUCACCCUCCGCCAAAUUACCACCC
Molecule: messenger RNA, 1868 nt
Organism: Chara braunii
Lineage: Eukaryota; Viridiplantae; Streptophyta; Charophyceae; Charales; Characeae
Source: the annotation of a GenBank genome assembly